GAAGCUGGCAGAGCGUUGGGCCCUUAUCCAUGACACUCAUGGUGCCAGGUACUCCAUCAUGACAACGAACAUAGCGGAGGCGUUCAACAAUGUCCUGAAGGGAGUACGGGGCCUCCCGUUGUGUGCCAUUAUUGAGCUCACAUUCUACAGAACGGCGGACUACUUUCGAGACCGUGGUAAUGCUGCUAUAAAGUGCAGCCCACGGUUUUCACCUAAGGUGGAGCAAAUCAUAUCAAGAAGGAGGAGCAAGGCACACUUUCAUCGGUCAAGGAUCUACGACUUGGCCAACAAUGACUUUGAGGUCAUGUGCCGCCGUAGGUAUGCUUCAGGGUAUAGCACCGGGGACACCGUGCAGCAAUGUCAACUUGGACCUAACGAGGUGAAGUGCACAUGCAAUAAGCCAAAACUGCACCAUAUCCCGUGCUCGCAUGUCUUAGCCGCUUGCAGGGACAUAGGUGGCAAUGACGGAUCACAGUACGUAUCACCGUACUUCACGAUCGAUGCAUUGAGGAGCACAUGGCUUCCAAAGAUGCGGUCCUUUAACAUCGGAACCAACUACAAAUCGAUCGAGGGCCCUAAGUGGGUACCUUAUCCACGAGCACGACGCACAGAUCCUGGAAGGCCUAGAUCUACGAGGCUGCAAGGUGACAUGGAUGAAGCAGAUGCUGUUGAUGGCCUUCGCAGGUGCAAACUUUGCAAACAACCUGGACAUGACAGGAGGACUUGCCCGACCCGUCAGUAAACUAUCAGCCCACUG
Molecule: messenger RNA, 757 nt
Organism: Phragmites australis (common reed)
Lineage: Eukaryota; Viridiplantae; Streptophyta; Magnoliopsida; Poales; Poaceae
Exons: 2
Coding region: 59-742 (227 amino acids)
Molecular function (GO): zinc ion binding
Source: RefSeq, a predicted model, not a curated record